AUGCCAAAUCCCACUGACUCAUCUUCAUCUUCCUCAUCCGUAUCGUCUACAUCUGAUACUUCAUCUUCCCUCCCUGAUAUCUCCAGUCUAUCAGUUUCAGGUUCGCCCAAUUCCGAAUCUCACAGCACUCAAAUCACUUCUGGAUGGAGGAUCUCACCACACAAGAUCAUUCUUGGUUCUUGUCCAUGUACGAGAACUCAUCAUCAAUUUCGAACAUCUUCCCAAUAUCUGAAAUAUAACCUAGAUCGUGUUGAUAAAUCCUGGAGUAAAUUAGUCCACCGUUCGAUCACUCCUGCUAUACUAGAUAGCGCUGAAAGGGUAUUUCGAAAUUUACGAGAAAGGGGUUAUGAGCUAUUUCACAUCGCUGCUCAAGAAUUACCUUCAAGCCAAGGGGGCAGCAGAAGAAGGGAAGUGAGUAUACUCAUUAUGACUCCAUAUUCGAAUAACAAGCAAGUUGGUCAUAGAUGCUUAGCUGAAAUUCUAGUACACUUGAGAAUAAGCAAAGGUAAUAAUCAUAUCAAUUGGAAAGAAGGAGAAGAAGUCGAAAAUGUAGCAUGUAGAUUUGAUGUAGAUUGGGAAGAUUGGACUUUAUCAAAUCCAUUUACAUAUCUUAAAAGAACCGAAGAAAUGAAACAAAAACAUAAACGAAUAAUGAUGAUACCUGAUAAAAGACAAGGUAAAUCAUGGGAUGAAAUCCUAGAUAGCCUUUUAAACGAAAUUAGUAAGUUGAACGAAGAAGAAGGUGGGAUUGUAUUUGACAAUAUCACCAAAAUCAAAGAUGAUAUAACUAGAACAACAAGUGAAGUGCGAUCCGAUAACAUAAGACCAUGUGGAUUCGAAUAUGAAUUGGUUUAUAGAGAGACAUCAAGAAAGACAAUGAGUCAAGCUAUUAAACUUGGGAUCAACAUCAUGGAUAAAAGUAACAGAUCAAAACGAUAUGGCAUAGGAGCUUUGAUGUUCUUGGAACUCAUCGAUAAGAAAGUGAAGCAUACAGUGACUGUAUAUGAUGGGGAUUGGCCGAUUGUUCACUCUUAUAGAACACACAUAUCACCACCUGGAUUAGAUGGAUUGGCCGAGUUGAUCGAAAAAUGA
Messenger RNA from Kwoniella shivajii, 1092 nucleotides. RefSeq lists its product as uncharacterized. The record is from RefSeq and is a predicted model, not a curated record. NCBI's taxonomy places the organism in Eukaryota, Fungi, Basidiomycota, Tremellomycetes, Tremellales, Cryptococcaceae. The coding region runs from base 1 to 1092 and encodes 363 amino acids. The transcript has a single exon.